Molecule: messenger RNA, 417 nt
Organism: Eptesicus fuscus (big brown bat)
Lineage: Eukaryota; Metazoa; Chordata; Mammalia; Chiroptera; Vespertilionidae
Gene: NANOS2
Product: nanos C2HC-type zinc finger 2
Exons: 1
Coding region: 1-417 (138 amino acids)
Biological process (GO): negative regulation of translation; oogenesis
Cellular component (GO): perinuclear region of cytoplasm
Molecular function (GO): zinc ion binding; mRNA binding
Source: RefSeq, a predicted model, not a curated record
AUGCAGCUGCCACCCUUCGACAUGUGGAAGGACUACUUCAACCUGAGCCAGGUGGUGCUGGCACUGAUCCAGAGUCGGGGGCAAAGGCCCGAGGCCCCGGAUAUGAGGGAGCCAAGACCUGAGCCCCAGCUGGGGCAGGAUCCGGGCCUGGGAGGGUCGGGGGCCGGCGGAGGCCCGGCCACCCUGUGCAACUUCUGUAAGCACAACGGAGAGUCCCGCCACGUCUACGCCUCACACCAGCUGAAGACGCCGGAGGGUGAGGUGGUGUGCCCCAUCCUGCGGCACUACGUGUGCCCCCUGUGCGGGGCCACUGGCGGCCAGGCCCACACGCUCAAGUACUGCCCGCUCAACGGUGGCCAGCAGUCUCUGUACCGCCGCAGCGGGCGCAAUUCGGCUGGCCGCAAGGUCAAGCGCUGA